Molecule: messenger RNA, 1185 nt
Organism: Adineta ricciae
Lineage: Eukaryota; Metazoa; Rotifera; Eurotatoria; Adinetida; Adinetidae
Source: the annotation of a GenBank genome assembly
AUGCUGUUUGAUAUUCUUCUAACAAUUUCGGAUGUAGUGGAAACUCAACCAAUCAACGAACAGAAUGUUCAUUGGAGAAAUAGUAUUUUUGCCAUCAUUGAUUCAUCUCAUCUUUCCACAUUUAUAAUUGCUCUUAUUCUCAUCAUUUAUGGAAGUUACCGAGCGUUAGAUCUCGAUAAAUCGAAAGAUUCUUUACUACCAAGCAAGUUUCUCUCGGAAUCGCAAAGCAAUGAACAAGUUCCACAUUCGCAUGUUAUCGAAACAGUGCACGCUAUUGCACUUCCUCUUGGUGCAUCGAUAUCCUUAAUUAUCAUGUUUUUCUUCUUUGAUUCACUUCAAACAGUCUUCAUUAUUUGUACAGCGAUUUUAGCAACAAUGGGCUUUGCUUAUCUUCUUACACCCUGCUGUCAAAUGAUCCUUCGGCCAUUCUCUGAUAAUACUAACAUUUUCGGCCGGUAUACAUUGUCCGAAAUUGUUGCAUUCAGUCUAUCCGUUGCCCUUGUCUUAGUAUGGAUUGUUACCGGACAUUGGUUAUUCAUGGAUGUCAUUGCAACAGGGUUAUGCAUAUCGUUUAUCGCUUUGGUUCGCUUGCCGAAUUUGAAAGUGUCGGCGUUAUUACUACUUGGUCUCGUUAUUUAUGAUGUUUUUUGGGUGUAUUUCUCUCAAUAUAUCUUUACAACAAAUGUUAUGGUUCGUGUUGCAACUCGUGAAGCAGAAAAUCCAUUGGCAACUAUAGCAAGACGAUUCAAUUUCAAUCGAUAUCGAGCGCCAAGACUUUCACUGCCUGGUAAAAUUGUUUUUCCCAGUAUGCAACAACAAGGCCGAUUUUCAUUGUUGGGUCUUGGAGAUAUAAUCAUGCCUGGACUUGUUCUUUGUUUCGUUUUACGAUUCGAAUCUCGAAAACGAACAAAUAAUUUGUACAAUAACGAUCCGUUGUCUUUAAUCAAUCGUUUAACAUAUUUUCAGUGUUCGUUAAUCGGCUAUUGUGCAGGUUUAUUGACAGCGACUAUUUCUUCGGAAGUAUUUAAAUGUGCUCAACCAGCACUUUUGUUUCUCGUUCCAUUUACAUUAAUACCAUUGCUGUUAAUCGCCCAUUUAAAAGGCGAUCUGAACUCAAUGUGGUCGGAUCCAUUUGCUGAGAAUGGCGACAUGUCAUCUUCAUCGUGCAAAUUACUAAAUGUUUAA